GCGCUUUCGGAGACUGCUGUUCAGUCAAUGGCUACUGUGGAAGCACUGACGAUUACUGCGGGAUUGACUCCUGUGACUCCUCAUUUGGCACUUGUGAUACUGUUACUGUGAGCCCUGAUGGGCUCUGUGGUUCCAUGUCCUCUGUCAAUGCAAGCUGUGCUGGCAGCCAAUUCGGCGAUUGCUGCUCCACGAGCGGCUAUUGUGGCAGCACAGAUGCAUACUGUGGUGUUGGUCAGUGCCAGUCGGCAUUUGGAAGCUGCACUGAGCAGCCAAUUAGUUCCGAUGGCCUUUGCGGCUUUAUGUCCUCAAAUAGCGCCACGUGCCUGGGCAGUCAGUUCGGUAAUUGCUGUUCGGUAAACGGAUACUGUGGCAGCUCAGAUGCCUAUUGUGCAGCAGCAAAUUGCUUGUCAGUAU
Aspergillus piperis CBS 112811 is the source of this 414-nucleotide messenger RNA. RefSeq lists its product as uncharacterized. The coding region runs from base 118 to 357 and encodes 79 amino acids. NCBI's taxonomy places the organism in Eukaryota, Fungi, Ascomycota, Eurotiomycetes, Eurotiales, Aspergillaceae. The record is from RefSeq and is a predicted model, not a curated record. The transcript has a single exon.